Molecule: messenger RNA, 2691 nt
Organism: Octopus bimaculoides (California two-spot octopus)
Lineage: Eukaryota; Metazoa; Mollusca; Cephalopoda; Octopoda; Octopodidae
Cellular component (GO): nucleus; ribonucleoprotein complex; cytoplasm
Molecular function (GO): mRNA binding
Source: RefSeq, a predicted model, not a curated record
CACAUGUGACUGCAGUUUAUACUGUUAUUAGGGCUUGACUGUUUGAAGUUUGUCUCACCCACAAAAUUCAAUUCACAAAAAAACUCAGUGAUAUUGAGAUCAAAGUGACCAUGGACAACAUGUCUGAAAUCCAGAUAGCUGAUCAAAUCAUUCCAGAAUCUGAUCUUCUAAACAACUCUGAAAAUAGCGUAUACAUUGGAAACAUUGACACCAGCUCAACAGAGGAAGAAUUAAAGAAAUUUUUCAUAGGAAUAAAUAUUUUGAACUUAACCAUUUUUAAAAAAUGCUAUAAAUGUUUUGCUUUUGUUAAAGUUGGAAGCAAGAGUGAUAUUGACAAAAUAUUUAUGUCAUGUGGUAAGCUGUUCAAGUCAAGAAAACUGAUCAUUAAGUCAUACAAACAGCAAAGUAAUGGUUCUAUAAUGGAUGAAUCUGCUCCACAAAUGGUUUCACGGGAAACUAAAUCAAAGAAAUCUAAAAAGAAAUCAGCUACAUCUCACAUGCAUAAUUCUGAGCAACUUGAACCUAAACCUGCAGUCAUGCCACCACUUGAAGAUAUUGGUUUCAAUCUGCAAGAAAAGGAAGAUAAUUCUGAAUUGAAUACCUCUGCUCUUGGAAAAAUUCUAAAGAAUGAUUAUGAAACUGUCUCCUUCGAGAAUGGAAUUAGAUUAUUUGUUGGGAACUUUCCAUAUGGUACCAGUGAGAAUGACUUGAUGGAACUUUUUCACCCAGUCAACCCUUUGUUUGCACUUGUUAAGAAUAGUGAUAACAAGAAAUAUAGCUUAUAUUGGGUGCAUCUUAUGGAGUUUCUACCUACACCUUUUUUACAGAUUGAGCAGAGCUAUCUACCUGACGGGAUUUGUGAUGUGUCUGCCUUCCUACUUAUUGAGACUUUGAAAUUUGACAAGUCAACAUAUAAAGGUCAUGUUUUGCUUGUUUCAUCACCUUAUGUUGAAGAAACACUCACUAAGGAUAACUUUUCAAAUAGUUCAGGAUCUGUCAAGGAAGUUCAAGAAAACACUAUAGCAAGUGAUCAGGAUUCUUCUGUAAGUUUCCACAAAGAAGCCGCUUGUCUGUUCCAUAUUUAUAGAGAAUUUUCUCUAGAAUCUGAACUACUGACAAAUGAAAUUGUAGUAUGUGUCACAAGAGUUGUGAGCAGGCAUUGCUUUUGGGCUCAUGUAGUUAGUGAAAAGAAUGGAAGAUGUAAAGAAUUCAUGUCCAUUCACAAAUGUUUACAAGAAACAGCUUUUAGCUGGAAGAAGACAAAAUCUGUUGGAAGAUGUGUUGCUAUGUGUGAUAGGAAAUGGUUUCGAGGCUAUAUUUUGAAAAUAAUUUCUAGUGAAUUUGCAGAAGUUUUUUUAGUUGAUGUUGGUAACAUUGCUGAAGUUAAUUUUCAGUUUAUCAGAUUAUCACCUGACGUUAUUUGGAGGCUUUCUCCAAUGGCUAGAGCCUUCAAAAUACCAGAAAGUUUCAAAGAACUUCCUGGAAAUGCUUUGCAAGAAAAUUUAUCAUUGGUUAUUCUUAAACUAGAAACUGCAAGUUCAGGUUAUAUCACACUAGUGAAAAUUAAAGAUUGAUCCCAGAUGAGCUGACUCUAUAAAUAUUUUCUUAAAUCAUGUUUUUUUCUUUUUUUACUGAAAUCUUCGAAGACCAAAAUAUGGAAGGGUUCCAUGCAAACAGCAGUUGAGCAUGGGUCAGUCAGUGCUAAGAAGCAGGCAAAGGCUUCCAUUAAAGGCACCAAGUCGAUCAUUGUACUUCAGAUGACAAUUAUGUUGAUUUAAUAAUGUUAUUUUAACUGUGAUCAGUAAGUCCAUUGUGCAAAUAGUAAUGACAAGAAGCAAAAGAAUAUCUCCACUUGAAGAUGUUUUUACUAUGUUUGAUGAAGUAUGACUGCAUUGUAUUCAAACUUCUGUUGUGAAUGACUUAGCUUUUCAUCACACUGAGAUCAACAAAGUAAAUGCCAGUAAUGCAUUGAGAAGAGAUUACAGCACUUCUUUUCUGUUUGUUUUUUUUAUAUAUAUAUUUAUAUCAUACAUGAUAAUAAAUCUUAACUCUUUCGCAUGAAGGUUGGUCUGUCAAAUAUGAGGGGGCACUGCAAAGUUCUUGGCUUUAAGGGUAUUAUGAAAGGCCUGAUCGGAGACCAAACUUCUGAAUUCUUUUACCGGGCUUAGAAAAACUGAAGGGCCGCUGCAGUAAGUGUGUGAAUCUGAGAGGAGAAGAUGUUGAACAAAAUCAUAAUUAACUGAUCCUCCUGUAUUUUCUUUUACCCAAAGCCAGGGACUUUUCAGCACCUCCUCAUAUAAUGCUUAUUUAUUCAUAUUGCUUCAAAAUAACCAAGAAUUAUCUCAAAGCUUCAAGAUUACAAUGAUGUGACUGUUUAUUUUUAGAAAGACAUUGUAGGGAGGUAUGAAUAUUUGGGCCAGAUAUGGCCAAUUUGAAUGUUAAAGGGUUAAAGUUAUUAUUUUGGUGCAAAGAUAAUUCACAAAACCUACUGAAAAUUGAUAACUUAUCAAAGCCAAAGCAGUAGUGUUGAUGUAUUUGUCUCUCAAGGAAGCAUGUAAUUGACUUACUUAUCAAAUAUAUUUCUGCACAAAAUUAAAUAACAUUUCAAUUUGCAAGAAGAAUUCUUUUUUGUUUUUUAUUUUACUAACCAAUAAAUGUAUGACUAGAGCUGCCAUACUCACAUUAGCCAAG